Molecule: messenger RNA, 795 nt
Organism: Ascoidea rubescens DSM 1968
Lineage: Eukaryota; Fungi; Ascomycota; Saccharomycetes; Ascoideales; Ascoideaceae
Gene: AIM36
Product: Aim36p
Exons: 1
Coding region: 1-795 (264 amino acids)
Source: RefSeq, a predicted model, not a curated record
AUGCUCAGAUAUUCCAAGCCCUUUUCUUCAAAUCUAUUAAAAAAUGCGAGAUUUGUAUCUUCGCCAUUGAAAACUGUCAAGCCUUUCUAUGCUCAAAAUUUGAGAUUUAACCAAAAGAAAUACUAUUCUAAUAAUGCUGCUAAUACAUCAAAAUCUCCUACUGGUAUUGUUUUGAGCAUAUUAUUCAUCUCAGUUGCAAGUUGUUUUGCAGUUUACUACACUGCCAAAUCCCUUGAAAAUCCUAGUAAAUCCAAAAUAACUGAAAGCGACUUACAAGACCACAUAAAUGGAUUGAAGAGAAAGAAAACUAUGUUUCAAGCCUUUGAGGUGAAUAUUGAUCUUUUGCCUGGUGAGAAUCUUAAAAAAGACGAUGUCAAGAAAAUCGUAGGUGAUUCGGUUUUUGUUAUUGAUCCCCCUGAGCUAAUUAAUCGUGAAAGAGCUCAAGGGCUAGAUGCAUUUUAUGGCCCAUUCUUGAUAGAACUACAAGAAAGAAAUGCACCAAUUCCUGCAGCUGUCACAGUCAAUAUAAUUGGGAAGGAGAUUAAAAAAAUUAAAAAGGAGCAGGAAAAUGAUGAGAGCGACAAAAUACUCAAAUUUUUAGUUAUAAAUUUUCCACAGGAUCUUGAACAAAGUAUAAAAUUUGAAAGAGACGUUAAAACUGCUGAUAGUAUAAUCAAAGUGGAAGAUAUUAAAAACGAUGUCGGAAAUAAGGUGUUUCAAUAUUUUGAAACAGUUGAUAAGAUCAAAACUGUUCAAAAAAUUAAAAAUUUAGGCAAUAUUUAUAAAAAAGAUUAA